UUUCUCAAUGGCUGAUUCGCUGACGGUGAUUGACAUACACAACCACUGAACGGUGCGUCAAAUAGGUUUGGCAAUAUGGAUAUCGAAUUGGAGCCGUUCAGUAGAGGAAACGAGUGAUAUUAAGGGUCGUCAAUGUUCAGUGGUUGGUGCAGGUCGAAGGGCAGUAGAAAGGCAGAUCUUUUCGUGUGUUCGAGAAGAGCGCGAGGACGGUUCGUGAUCGAUUCCCCCGUCCCGUUAGUUGACCCGCCAUAGUGAUAUAAUAAACUUACACACCUUUAUCCUUAUCGCAUUGCAUAGAACAAUAUAGAAGAAUUUCGCCUCGAAUGAGAUGCACGCGAAAGUGAUCUAGAUCCAAUCUGCUGUGGAAUCAGCCCUCCGGAGAGCAUUGUCAAGCUUCCAAGUAAAUGGUUGAUAGGAUACAACAGUACAAGUGACAUUAUUAGUGACCCUAUUAUCAUAUCUCAGCAGAAUCAUUGCAACCAAUGAUGACACUAAAAAAGAGACUGUUGCAUUAGAAGAGUAAUUAAAUAAUUUAAGCAUAGUGAAGAUUCCAUAGAAUAGUAUAUAUCCGCAGUGUUUAUUUCCAUAUAACAUAGCACAAACAGCAUAGUAAGCAAAAAAAAAACACGAAACAUGGGAAAGCUACUGUCAAAGAUCUUUGGCAACAAGGAAAUGAGGAUCCUGAUGCUUGGCUUGGAUGCAGCAGGCAAAACAACGAUUCUCUAUAAGCUUAAGCUAAGCCAAUCUGUCACCACCAUUCCCACAGUGGGUUUCAAUGUAGAAACUGUCACCUAUAAGAAUGUUAAGUUUAAUGUUUGGGAUGUUGGUGGGCAGGACAAGAUUAGGCCACUCUGGAGGCAUUAUUACACUGGUACACAAGGACUUAUAUUUGUUGUGGACUGUGCAGAUAGGGACCGCAUUGAUGAGGCCAGACAGGAGCUGCAUCGAAUCAUCAACGAUCGCGAGAUGCGCGACGCCAUCAUCUUAAUAUUUGCCAAUAAACAAGACUUACCAGAAGCAAUGAAGCCGCACGAAAUUCAAGAGAAACUUGGACUCACGCGAAUCCGCGACCGCAAUUGGUACGUGCAGCCCGCCUGUGCAACCACCGGCGACGGUUUAUACGAAGGCCUCACAUGGCUUACAAGCAAUCACAAAUUAUAGCAUCAUAUAUGCACCUUUUUUUAAAUAGUAUAUGACUGCAUCCUGAGCCUUUAUUUGUACCAAUAAAUACCAAUUACUUUGUAAAUAAAUGAUUUAAAUGUAUUUACUUGUGUUAUAAUGUAAAUUAUUGUUGCGAUAAAAAAAAAUAAUAAUUAUAAUAUGAGGAAACCUUUUUCAAUGCUGCAAUGAAAAUAAUAAUAAUUGUAUAUGAGAGUAUUGUACUAUUAUAACCUUUGAUAUUUUGUAAUCUAAAAAAGUUAAUAGAUUAAUUACAUUUUA
This is a messenger RNA of Nicrophorus vespilloides, 1440 nucleotides long. RefSeq names its product ADP-ribosylation factor 6 (gene Arf51F). The record is from RefSeq and is a predicted model, not a curated record. Gene Ontology annotation, cellular component: cytoplasm. Bases 634 to 1161 code for a protein of 175 amino acids. Gene Ontology annotation, biological process: intracellular protein transport; vesicle-mediated transport. Lineage: Eukaryota; Metazoa; Arthropoda; Insecta; Coleoptera; Silphidae. Gene Ontology annotation, molecular function: GTPase activity; GTP binding. The transcript has 2 exons.